AAGGCGGUCACGGGUGGCGGGGGAGGGCCCGCCGGCUCCGGCCGUUUCGGGGGGCGCACGGCGCCGGGGGUCCCGCCGCGCCCCCAGGGCUGCCCCGCGGGCGCGGCUCGCCUUGACCCGCUGUCCCUCCGUCCCUCCCUCCCGGCAGCGUCGGGGCUGGCGGAGAUGGGGGCGCACUGGAUCCACGGYCCCUCGCCGGGCAAUCCCGUGUUCUGCCUGGCCUCCAGCUACGGCCUGCUGGGCCCGGAGGCCGCCCUCGAGGAGAACCAGCAGGUGGAAGCGGGGGGCCACCCCCCGAUGCCCGCGGUCACCUACGGCAGCUCGGGGAAGGUGCUGAACCCUAAGGCGGUGCGCGAAGCCCGUGACCUGUUCUACGCCCUCCUGGCCUCCACCCGCGCUUUCCAGGGGUCCAAGGAGCCACCGUGGCCCAGCGUGGGCCAGUACGUGCGGGCAGAGAUCGCCCGGACCAUCCCCACGAUGGCGGGGGGGCAGGAGGAUGCGCGGCGGCUGCAGCUGGCUGUGCUCGCCGCCUGCCUCAAGCUGGAGUGCUGCAUCAGCGGGACCCACAGCAUGGACCUGGUGGCCCUGGAGCCCUUCGGCGAGUAUGUGUCGCUGCCCGGCCUGGACUGCACCUUCCCAGGCGGCUACAGCAGCUUGCCCGAGCGCCUGCUCUCGGAUCUGCCCGAGGGCACCGUCCUGCUCAACAAGGCAGUGAGGACCAUCCAGUGGCAAGGGUCCUUCCGUGAGGAAGGGGAAGAUGCCAGGGUUUUCCCCGUCCGGGUGGAGUGUGAGGAUGGAGAUGUCUUCCUUGCCGAYCAUGUCAUCAUCACCGUCCCGCUGGGUUUCCUCAAGGAACGCCACCAGGAAUUGUUCCAGCCUCCCCUUCCCGAACGGAAAGCAGAGGCCAUUCGCCACCUGGGCUUUGGCACCAACAACAAGAUCUUCCUGGAGUUCGAGCAGCCUUUCUGGGAGCCCGAGCAGCAGCUCCUGGAAGUGGUGUGGGAGGACGAGUCGCCCCUGGAGGAGCACAGCGCCGACCUCGAGGCCAACUGGUUCAGGAAGCUCAUCGGAUUCGUGGUGCUCCAGCCACCAGAGCAGCACGGGCACGUCCUGUGCGGCUUCAUCGCGGGGAAGGAGUCGGAGCACAUGGAGACGCUGAGCGACGCCGAGGUGCUCGGCGCCAUGACCCACGUCCUCCGCACCAUGACAGGGAACCCGAGCCUGCCCGCACCCAAGAGCGUGCUGCGGUCCCGCUGGCACAGCGCUCCCUACACCCGCGGCUCCUACAGCUACGUGGCCGUCGGCAGCUCGGGGGACGACAUCGAUGUGCUGGCACAGCCCCUGCCCGAGGACCCCCGCGACCCCCGGCCCCUACAGCUCCUCUUCGCCGGCGAGGCCACGCACCGCACCUUCUACUCCACCACCCACGGGGCGCUGCUGUCGGGGUGGCGAGAGGCCGAGCGGCUCAACCAGCUCUUCCAGGCGCCCGUCCCCGCGCCUCAGGCGGCAAAAUAAACCCCCAUGCUUUGCCCUUCAGUCUCCUUUAUUGAGAAACCUUCGCGCCGRCGGCUUCUUUCUCUCCUC
Molecule: messenger RNA, 1584 nt
Organism: Malurus melanocephalus (red-backed fairy wren)
Lineage: Eukaryota; Metazoa; Chordata; Aves; Passeriformes; Maluridae
Gene: PAOX
Product: polyamine oxidase
Exons: 6
Coding region: 166-1515 (449 amino acids)
Molecular function (GO): polyamine oxidase activity
Source: RefSeq, a predicted model, not a curated record